GAGGGGUCUCUGCUCUGUUGCUUCUCCUUCCUUCCUCCUUCUCUGGCUGAAGGCAAGACAGAGGAUUCCUCCAGCCCUGCAGUGCUGGGGCUCGGGGCUGCUCUGACUGGCGCUGUGUCAGUGUCUGAAGGUGCUGUGGAGCUGAGGCUGGUGGAUGGUGGACAACGCUGUGCUGGGAGAGUGGAAGUGAGACGAGAGCACAAGUGGGGCACCGUGUGUGAUGACUACUGGGACAUGGCUGAUGCAGAGGUGGUUUGUAAGCAGCUGGGCUGUGGGGCUGCCCUUGGAGCUGCCCAUGCUGGCUAUUUUGGGCCAGGAUCAGGCCCCAUCUGGAUGGAUGAUGUGCGCUGUAACGGCACCGAGUCUGCCCUGUCUGACUGCAAACAUGGAGGAUGGGGCAAACAUGGCUGUGUUCACAGUGAGGAUGCUGGAGUGAUUUGUUCAGUGUCUGAAGGUGCUGUGGAGCUGAGGCUGGCGGGUGGUGGCCAACGCUGUGCUGGGGGAGUGGAAGUGAGACGAGAGCACGAGUGGGGCACCGUGUGUGAUGACUCCUGGGACAUGGCCGAUGCAGAGGUGGUUUGUAGGCAGCUGGGCUGUGGGGCUGCCCUUCAAGCUUCCAAGCGUGGCACUUAUGAGCAAGCAUCUGGCUUCAUCUGGAUGGCUGACGUGCGCUGUAACGGCACCGAGUCUGCCCUGUCUGACUGCAAAUAUGCAGGAUGGGGUAAACAUGACUGCGACUGGAGUCAACAGGCCGGAGUGAUUUGUUCAGGAUUCGUGCGUCUGGUGGGAGGGCAGAGCCGCUGCUCAGGACGUGUGCAGGUCCAUGCCGGGGGGCAGUGGAAAGGCGUCUGCAGCUCCCACUUUGGUGCCCAGGCUGCUGCUGUGGCCUGCAGGGAGCUGCGCUGCGGCGGGGCCCUGUCUGUGUCUGGCACAGCUGCCUCUGGAGCAGGGCUGGGUGCCAGCUGGGACAGAGAGCUGCGCUGCGUGGGGAAUGAAUCCCAGCUCAGCUCCUGCCCCAUGGGGCCCUCGGGGGAGCGGCCCUGCAGCCAGCAGGACAGCGCUGUCCUCACCUGCACACAGUACGCAGGGUUCAGGCUGGCCAACGGCAGCACAGCGUGUGAGGGGAGGGUGGAGGUUCAGCUGCUGGAGACCUGGGGGACCCUCUGUGCCUCGCGCUGGGAUCUGGCCGAUGCCCACGUUCUCUGUCGGCAACUGGGCUGCGGCUUUGCCGAGUCCAUUCCUGGAGGAGAGCGUUUCGGCCCGGCGCCCGGCCCUGUCUGGAGAGACUCCUUCCACUGCGACGGGACUGAAGCCCGGCUGAGCCAGUGCCCAGUGACCGCGCUGGGGGCCUCCCCGUGCUCCCGCGGGAACAACGCCGUGCUCAUCUGCUCAGGCCCCGUGGGCUCCGGGUCCCUGCGGCUGGUGGGGGGAGGGAGCCGGUGCGCCGGGCGAGUGGAGAUCUCCCAGCACGGGACGUGGGGCAGAGUCCUGUCUGAGCAGUGGGACGUGGCGGAGGCCCGUGUGGUGUGUCGGCAGCUGCGGUGCAGAGAGGCAGAGACGGCCUACAACCCGCCCACGGCCGAGCGAGGGACGGGCCCCGUGGGGCUGCGAGGGGUGCGGUGCCAGGGGCACGAGGCCCAGCUGAGCCUCUGCAACGUCUCCUGGCCAGGGAGGCCGGCGGUAGAGGGGGUCGUGGAGGACGUGGGGGUGGUCUGCGAGGGGAGCCGGCGCGUGCGGCUGGCGAAUGGGCCCGGGCGCUGCGCCGGGAGAGUGGAGAUCUACUCCCAGGGCAGCUGGGGCAGCGUCUGCGACGACGGCUGGGACCUGCCCGAUGCCGCCGUUGUGUGCCGGCAGCUGGGCUGCGGAGGGGCUGUGCGGGCGCCGGGCUCUGCCGCCUUUGGGGAGGGCUCCGGGCACAUCUGGCUGGACGGCGUCAACUGCUCCGGGGCCGAAGCCGCUCUCUGGGACUGCCCGGCCGGGCCCUGGGGGCGGCACGACUGCGGGCACAAAGAGGACGCCGGAGCCGUCUGCUCAGAGUUCACGGCCCUGAGGCUGGAGAACAGCGACGGCUGCUCCGGCCGCCUGCAGGUUUUCUACAACGGGACGUGGGGCAGCGUUUGCUCCAACUCGCUGACUCUCGAGACGGUGUCUCUGGCGUGCAAGGAGCUGGGCUGCGGGGACACAGGGACCCUGGAAUUGCUCCUGCCCCAUGGCAGGGUGUCUGGCCCCGCCUGGCUGGACAACAUCCAGUGUGGGGAGAGAACCAGCUCUUUCUGGCAGUGUCCCUCCGCUCCCUGGAACCCGCAGUCCUGUGUCGAUCUGCGGGAGGAGAUCCACAUCACCUGCAACGGGCUUCGCUCUGCAGUGCCCCCAACCCCACCGGCCCUGUGCCCCAACGCCACGAGCUGCACAGACAGGGAGAGGAUCCGCGCCGUGGGAGGAGAGGACGGCUGCUCGGGCCGGGUGGAGCUGUGGCACCGCGGCUCCUGGGGGACGGUGUGCGACGACGCGUGGGACGUGCGGGAUGCCGAGGUGGCCUGCAGGCAGCUGGGCUGUGGGCCCGCCGUGGCCGCCCUGCCCGAGGCUGCCUUUGGGGAGGGCACGGGCCCCGUCUGGCUGGAGAAGGUGGAGUGUCAGGGCACAGAGGCGGCUCUGCAGCACUGCUGGGCCUGGCCCGGGGACCGUGGGCUCUGCCGGCACAAGGAGGACGCGGCCGUGCGCUGCGCGGGUCCCACACGAGGCCGUGUGAGCAGCGGCGGGAGAGUCUCGGUGCCCGUCAUCGUCUGCAUCGUCCUGGGGGCCCUUCUCUGCCUGCUCCUGGCCCUCCUGGCCGGGCAAGUGCUGAGGCGCAGAGGCUCCAGGAGAGCUCAGCAGCCCUUCCCCGAGGCCGUGUACGAGGAGAUCGGUUACAGCCCGGUGUGGAAGGAGCAGGAGAGGUUUGAGAGCUCAGACAGCCCCGUCCUGCCCGCAGGUGGCCCAGCGGAUGGCUACGAUGACGCCAGGGAGGUUUCUGAGCCCGAGGAGGCUGCUGGCCCUGGGCAGGGAGCUUGGCAAAGGCCCGGGGAGCUGGAGGAGGGACCAGGGCCCGGGGACGCGGCCGGAGGGGCGAAGCUGUGCUCCCGCAGAAGCGCCGGGGUCCCUGGAGCUGGAGGAGAGCCCUCGUCCCUGUCCCGGGGGAGCUGCGGCUACGACGAUGCCCAAGAGGUGUCUGUGGCACGUCCCUGUGAGGACACCGAGGCCGUGGCACCGCAGGUCGGGGCACAACAGCCCCCUACGGGAGCGCGCAGUGCUGCCACGGGGCCGCAGCAGCCGGGAGAGCCCUGA
Molecule: messenger RNA, 3324 nt
Organism: Colius striatus (speckled mousebird)
Lineage: Eukaryota; Metazoa; Chordata; Aves; Coliiformes; Coliidae
Product: scavenger receptor cysteine-rich type 1 protein M130-like
Exons: 14
Cellular component (GO): membrane
Source: RefSeq, a predicted model, not a curated record